AUGGAGUGGAGUGAAGAGGCAAAUUUUAGCAGACUCAAAAAAAUGGACUCCUAUGAAGCUGCUAAGGUUGUACAUGAAAGAAUCAUGAGAUUAGAACCAGAACAAGUCGCCAGGAAAAUAGUUGGAUACAUUUACUUGAAUAAUGCUUCUGACCAAGAAAUGAUUAGACUAGCUUUAGGACCUGAUCAGUUAAUCCACAAUUUGGUACAGAAAGCUAAAGCCGCACUUAUGUUAGGCUCAUCUCCGAUUCCAGUUCCUUCCCCUCCGAUUUCGCCCAAUAUGAAUCACCCUAGUCCCGUUUCAGAUGCUUCUCUUCAGUAUAACCCUUUUUCUCCCGUGGCUUCUCGGCCCUUUUCUUCUCCAGUUGGAUUUAGGGUUUCAGCCCCUGCUCCAUUGCCAUAUUGGGAAUGCCAAGUAACUGACCAACAGCAGCCCUUGACUGAUGGGGAUUUUAUACCACUUGCUUACUCUGAUUCACCCCCUGAUGAGUAUAGAUUUUCAAACCAAUUCAUGGGUGUGGAAGAACAGUUAGAACGAGCUAACUUGAGAAAUUCGGAGUUUGCGGGUGAUUUUUAUUACCCUGAGAAUCUAUUCAACUCUGGGGGAAGUAGGAUUCCUCUUAGCCAACUCGAGUUCCCUAUCAAGACCUGUCACUAUUUCAACAAGGGUUUCUGCAAGCAUGGCAGCAACUGUAGGUACUUCCAUGGGCAGUCAUUUCCAGAGAGCUAUCCUCCUCGAGGUUUUGGCCUGAAUUCGAAUGAAAAUGCUUAUGAGGAUCAGAUGUUCUCACCCGGUUCUCUUGAGAAACUGGAACUUGAGAUCACCGAGCUGUUAAAAUCCAGGAGGGGAAGCCCGGUUUCUAUUGCGUCUUUGCCAAUGAUUUACUAUGAGAAGUAUGGGAGAACUCUUCAGGCAGAGGGAUACCUUACUGAAAGCCAGAGGCAUGGUAAAGCUGGUUACAGUUUGACAAAGCUACUUGCUAGAUUGAAAGGCAGCAUCCGGCUGAUUGACAGACCUCACGGACAGCAUUCGGUUAUACUAGCUGAAGAUGCACAUAAAUACAUGGAAUCCCGUGGUGAGAGAAAUGAUCCAGGUCCAAUUGUUAGUGGUUCAAGGCAGAUUUAUCUAACAUUCCCAGCCGAGAGCACUUUUACUGAGGAAGACGUCUGCAAUUACUUCAGCACCUAUGGUCCAGUUCAAGAUGUUAGAAUUCCUUGCCAGCAGAAGAGGAUGUUUGGUUUUGUAACUUUUGGGAGUGCUGACACUGUGAAGAUGAUUUUGUCGAAAGGGAAUCCACACUAUGUUUGUGGAGCUCGUGUUCUUGUGAAACCUUAUAGAGAGAAGUCAAAAUUGGUUGACAGGAAAUUCCAAGAUAAGCUUGAGCCUCAUCUUUGCUACCAUUUGGACCACCUGAACAUAGAGUCUGAGCUUCAAGCAAGGUGGCAUUCUUCAAGGAUGCUCAGAAAGCAACAGAUGCAAGAGCAGGAACAGGCCCUUGAAUUCGAGAUGAGACGUUUCUCGCAGCUACAGUUAGCAAGAAAACCUCUGGUCAGUCCGAAUAGUUUCGGUUAUUCCAUGGAUGAGCUAAAACUCUCUGAAGAUUGUAUGAAGUUUCCAUCAGCGGAACGGUACAACCAGCUGCUUGAUGUUUUGAAUGGAUCGACUAGUGAUGAUAACCUAAAGCAGCAUCCUGGUGUUGAUUGUACUGAUCAGGGCAGCAAUGAAGGUCUGAAUCUUCCUGACAGCCCAUUUGAAUCGGUGGCAAGCGUUGUUGCUUCUGUUAUAUAG
Messenger RNA from Oldenlandia corymbosa var. corymbosa, 1788 nucleotides. The record is from the annotation of a GenBank genome assembly. NCBI's taxonomy places the organism in Eukaryota, Viridiplantae, Streptophyta, Magnoliopsida, Gentianales, Rubiaceae.